AGGAAAAAACAUCCAUACAUGCAAACUUUCGCGUUUAUAAUAUUAGUAAGAUGAAGAUCUAGUAUCUCUUAGUAGUAUCUGAAACGCGAGAACUUGCACCUACUAUGUAUCUAUAUCAUAAGUAUACGCAACCAUGCACACUGUCGGUACUUACGCAUGUUGCUACAAAUUGAAAUUCCCUUGAUGUGAACAAUAUUUACUGAACACAUAAGUCGUUAGACACGCGGUAUUUAUUUUCUUUUGUUAUGACAAGAGUUGUUUUUCAUGAGUGUCGUAUACUAGUCAAUAUAACGAUACGUAAUUGUAUUUUCACAGGAGUUUACACAAGACUCUUGAUAUUCGAUCUCCAAUAAUGUAUGGUCAUUAUAAAACUCGAGGUUUUUACGGCAAUCCUUCAAUCAGAGGCAAGGUAGUAGAGAAUAGUAGAGAAUAAUUAUAAAAUAUGUCAAAUGUCUUGUCCGUCCAUCCGUAGAAAAUCAGGCCUGGGCAGGGAUUUGCACUCAGUGAUUAAAAUAUGAUGCUUAUAAAAUUGUUAUUAGUCUUAUUAAAUUCGAUUUCUUAUUAAUAUUCAUGAUUUUCUGCGUCAAUAUUGGCGGAAUAUUAAACGUAUAACUGAUCAACUUAGUGUCUGAUCUACAAAAAUGCUAGUUUAAAGGACUUCCUAGAACGGUCUGAAUUUUUCAAAAACCUUUUGAUUUCGUUUUUCGGCUUGAUAAGCUAAUAAACGGAGAAAAACCUAGGGCACGGCGCGCGGCGCCACAAGCUAAAUACCCCUUGGACCACUUCUCUUCCCAGAGUCACGGGAUCACUCUGCGCGACACUUUCUUGAGAGCUGUUAAUAUAAUAGACCUUACGCUUAUUGAGACACUUAUUAGAAAGUACCUUUACUUAGAUUAUAUAGCCGCUAAUGGUUGGACAGCGACAAGCUUUUAUGACACUAGAAUAACAUGCAUUUCUUCUUACGAGCGGCCACGCCGUCCAACGAGAAAGCGCGAAAUUGCAAACUUUACUUAUUAUUACAAAAAAGCGUUUAUUUUGACAUUAACCUGAUUCGGAUUUUGAGAAGAAAUAUAUUUUAUUUUUAACUGAAGCGUCUUUAUCGAGAUAGCCCAUGACAGGCGACCAUAUAUACUUCUUCAACUUUUUUAGAUCUUUACUUUUCAUACGUUUUCUGACAACGAUAUCGAUUGUAGAAAUUUUACUUGGUUACAGGCACUGGAAUGCAGUCUACGGUCACUAAAUGCUGUCGACCAAACGAGAGAGACGUAGGACGGUGGUACAGGAGUUACAAAAGUCUGAUACGACCCACUUCCUCCAACGAGGAGGUGGGUGUUACCAAAAAGUAAUGAGUUUCUAAUUUUCGACGUCGAAGGAGUCUUGGCGCCAGUGUUCACCCCGUUCUUGCACACUGGGUUUAUUGACUUCAGUAUUAUACCCAUCUACAUGAAACGCCUUCAAAAGAAUAGGAUAAAUGGCAUUCUUGUAAGUGGAACUACUGGAGAAGGUAUGUCUCUAAACGUGAAAGAGAGAAAGGAGUUGCUAGAAGCCUGGGUGUCAGCGGCCAAGCCUCUUGGUACUAAAGUAAUAGCUCAAAUUGGGGGCGCACCACUUCCCGACGUUUUGGAACUGGCAAAACAUGCGAAAAAAUUAAAUGUGGAUGGUAUAAUGACAUUGCCUGAACUGUAUUACAAGCCGAAGAAUGAGCAUCAGUUGGUGGAGUAUCUAGAGGAAGUCAGCAAAGCUGCUCCAACGCUACCCUUGAUCUACUACCACUUCCCUGUGAUGACUGGAGUUGAUGUAAACAUGCAACAAUUAUUCUCCAUAGCUUCUUCGAAAAUGAUUAAUUUUGGGGGAGCUAAAGCUGAUCUUUUUGUGGCUGAGCAAGUAGCAGAUCAGCUGAUUGGUGACCAAAAAGUAUUUAUUGCUAACCACCACAUAGCCCUAUCAGCUCUUAUGGGUCAUCAUUCAAGUAUAGCAACGGUCUCCAACAUAUUUCCCGACCUCGUCCACGCCGCUGUAGAAGCAGUGAACAAUGAAGACUUGGAGAACGCAAGAGGAAUACAGAAGAGGCUCAAUAAACUGGUUGAUUGUAUUGCCUCACAUGGUGACUUCGUCCCAUCCAUGAAGGCUGCCAUGGAACUGGUCACGGGCAUCAGAGUGGGUCCAACUCGACGUCCUCUCACCCCAUUAAACAACGAACAAAUAUCAAGUCUUGGAAAUUAUUUGAUAAACUUAGGUGUAGAGCUGCAUUCAGUAACAUAGUUUUAAGAAGAAUAUAUAUCAAUGAAAGCAGCUUGCUGAAAAUUAACAAAACAUCGCUUUUAGCAGAUACAUCUGGAAGAGCACUGCUAUCGUCAUUAUAGAUACAUAUAAUAAAACAUACAAAUAACUUAAUAAAAUUACUAUACCUACAUCUUUUUGAAUUCCUCAAUUUUCCAUUUCCAAUCCCCCAAAUCCUUCCACGAGUCUCUUUCUUAGGCCUCAUGGAAGCAGCCCACUCGGUAAACAUUUUACCAACCCGCUUCCUAGGCCGCCUGCGAAGGCGCCGCCCAUCUGGCUCCCAUCGUGGUGGUUUUUGGCCAGCGGUUUCUGUCACGCAGCUGACAUGACCCAUCGAAUCCCAUUUUAGCCUGGCACAAUUUUCAUAUUAGUUACAUUACUUCAUUUGAUAGAUAGGUUAAACUAAGUGCUUUAUUCCUCGAUAAAAUUCCUCCUUUUUCAAUACCAUCUAUUAAGGAUUCACAUAGAUUAAAGUAAACGUAGAUACUUCAUCU
Messenger RNA from Trichoplusia ni (cabbage looper), 2774 nucleotides. Its product is annotated as N-acetylneuraminate lyase-like. The record is from RefSeq and is a predicted model, not a curated record. Lineage: Eukaryota; Metazoa; Arthropoda; Insecta; Lepidoptera; Noctuidae. Gene Ontology annotation, biological process: N-acetylneuraminate catabolic process. The transcript is spliced from 7 exons. Gene Ontology annotation, molecular function: 4-hydroxy-tetrahydrodipicolinate synthase activity; N-acetylneuraminate lyase activity. The coding region runs from base 1444 to 2262 and encodes 272 amino acids.